GCUAGUCCAGCUCCGUACAGAGUGGUGGCCGCCUUAUCUCACAUUGUGACGAGUUGUAAACAAGCUUUGUUUGCUCAUUUGGUAUUAAUAUGCCAGCAAAUAUGCCCUGAAAAGCAUUUGUGAAUCAGACCACUUCGUUGCAUCAACGAUCAUGAGCGUUUCAAAGGACGAAUGCGAAAGUACCGAUAUAGAAUUGGAUUCGGAACAUAAUAUUUCUCAGCAUGAUAAUGCCGACGCAUCUUCAAGCUUAUUGUCUGGAAUAUAUGGAAUGCUUAUCACCGUUUUUAGCAUGGUAAUAUGCAUCAACCAUUACGUCACUGAUGACGUAACAGAUGUUACAGUCGAUGUAUAUUUUAUUUUGUUAUGUCUAAUUGGGAGUAUUUGGAUGAUAUCAUUUCGACAUAUUGCGACAUCUUGUGGUAAAGAACCCACUAAAUUUCUCACGGUAAAAGGAAAUCAUUCAACAAACAGAUGGCUAAAAGGAAUAUUGGUUGUUUUCGGCAUUGCAAUUAUUAUCAAGGAUGUUCUGGAAUCGUUGACAUUAUUCGAAUACACCACAGAAGAUUGCAAGAAGCCGAUUUAUUUUAUAGCACCUGUCAUGCAGAUAGCAUUUGUAGCCAUUGAAGUCAAUUUUCUUUUCAAAUAUUCGAAGUUACAUUUGCAAGAUCAUCGAACUAUAAAUCAAUUUGGUUCAAUGCAUGUAUUGGCAACCAAUCUUUCAAUAUGGAUGCUUGUUAUAAUUGAUGAAUCAAUGGACGGUAUUGUAACUCUUGAUACAAAGAAAAAUAUGAGCUCAGGUCGACCAAUCGAAGAUUCUGCAGAGUGUACCUGCAACACGUCAUAUUGUGAUGCAGUUGUCGGGGCUCAUUCGUUCCUUUAUCCUUUCUUGAUUGAAUUCAGCCUUGUGUCAAGUUGUAUGUUAUACAUUGUAUGGAAAAAUAUCGGAAAACCAAGUCACAGUAUACCGUCAAUUAAACCUGCUUAUAAAUUCUAUAAAUCGUAUAAAGGUUUUGUUGCAGGCGGUGCUACUCUAGUCAUAACUGUUGUUGUUCUCGUCUUUAUUAACAACAGUCAUUCUCAAACGGCUGCAACAGAACAAAGUUAUGACUCGGAAAAAAUAACCUUAAUCAUAUUUAACACGUAUAUGGUGGCAAUAGAAGUAUUUAUGCUCGUGGCUUGUGGAUUCGGAUUGUACCUAUUUCAUCGAGAACCUCGACCGGUGAUUUCAAUCGUUAAUCUAGAUGUUGUUCUUCUUCUUGUUACUAUAACUGGGAGUGCUACACUUGAUAUAUUUUAUGCAUUUGCAAUAUAUGCAUCCAUAAUAUCAGAUGAAAUGUGGUAUUGGGGAGUCGUUUAUCCUGUCGUCGAUUUGCUGCAGAUUAUUGUGCAGGUUAUGUUUCUAAUCGCUGGAUUAUCCAGACAUCCAGUUGUUGAGAAGGAAGAAUUGUUCGAGUUAAAACAAGUUUCCUCGACAAGAGAACAAAAAGAUCUCAACCACAACGAUUUUACAAACAGAGCUUUCGACGGUGACGAAAAUUCAGUUAAAGAAAAGAAAUCUACAAACAUGUCUAUAAAAGUGGAUAUCGACGGUUCCAUAAAACAUAGUGACGUCAUAGAGGAUGCUCAAGAGUCGAGUUCUAGCACUCACCAAUCGGAUGGCGGGGAAGGCAGCUCGACCGGUGUUUCGUCAUUAUCUUCUACAAAAACUACACUCAUGAAGAAACAAGAGGAAAUAGAUAACGUGGACAAUAUUUACGUUCAAUUUCAUAAUGAUGAAGGCCAAAUACAGACCCAAGUAGUUCAGCCUGUGCCCAGAUAUGUUGAACGUCCCAGAAUUGCGGCUCCGAAUAAAAUAAGACUCCGGAUUCGCAACACUGUUAUGUUUUUACUGAUCGCAAACGCGUGUGUGUGGUUCUUCAUGUCCUUGGAAGGCACAGCAUUUAAAUUAUAUACUUACCCGUAUAGAUAUUAUGGCAGAAAUCCACCUAGAAAUGUGUGGCAAACUGCUUCUAUGAUUUGUCUUCCAUUGAGUAUAUUUUUCCGCAUGCACUCAUGUGCUUGUCUUUUUGAGCUAUGGGCUUUCGCUUAAAUAGAAAAGUGCUUUGCCUAUCACGAGCUAUAGAAUGUAAAUGAGAACAUGUUUGUAACAUUGAUGAUAUGUCAAUUAUAGACCGUAAACAUUUACGUUAACCUGACUUUUUAAAAAUUCUACCUUAUUUGUAAUGACAUGGUAAAACUUCCAACAAUACAAUAUGAAUCAUUGUACAUGGUGAAUAGAUAAAGAGCGUGUAUUGCUGGGUUGCAGUGUAUAUAAUGUGAUCUGCUGUUUAUAUUUUAAUCCAUUAUCUUACUUCAGUUACUGAAAUGUUUUUUAUCGCUUCGUUUUACAAUUUAAUCUCAA
Molecule: messenger RNA, 2401 nt
Organism: Styela clava
Lineage: Eukaryota; Metazoa; Chordata; Ascidiacea; Stolidobranchia; Styelidae
Product: proton channel OTOP2-like
Biological process (GO): proton transmembrane transport
Cellular component (GO): membrane
Molecular function (GO): proton channel activity
Source: RefSeq, a predicted model, not a curated record